Musa acuminata AAA Group (dessert banana) is the source of this 1157-nucleotide messenger RNA. RefSeq names its product probable aquaporin NIP5-1. The coding region runs from base 90 to 917 and encodes 275 amino acids. Gene Ontology annotation, biological process: transmembrane transport. The transcript has 4 exons. Gene Ontology annotation, cellular component: membrane. NCBI's taxonomy places the organism in Eukaryota, Viridiplantae, Streptophyta, Magnoliopsida, Zingiberales, Musaceae. Gene Ontology annotation, molecular function: channel activity. The record is from RefSeq and is a predicted model, not a curated record.
UUCUUCUUCAGCUCUAAAUCGUGCCUUCUACUCUCUCUCUCUCUCUGUGUGUACAUGUUGAUGAGUGCGGUUGUAGGACGACUGCAAGCAUGUCGCGGAGCGCCCCGGUUGUCCCCAUGUCCCAGUCUCCCCGAGAUGACCUUGAGUCGAGGCAGCCGCCGCCGCCGCCGCCAGGGUGCAGGCGGUUUCUGUCAGCCUCACCGGCGUCCUGCUAUUUGCCCACGUUCGCGAAGCCCGGCCUUCCUCUCGUCAAGAAGGUGAUCGCCGAGUUCGUGGGCACCUUCAUCCUCAUCUUCAGCGCGGCGGCUACGCCGAUAGUGAACCAGAAGUACGACGGUGCCGCAACCCUUCUCGGCGCCGCCACCUCAGCCGGACUCGCCGUUUGCGUCGUCAUCAUCUCCAUCGGCCACAUCUCCGGCGCCCAUCUGAACCCUUCCGUCACUAUCGCGUUCGCCGCCGCCCGCCAUUUCCCGUGGACGCAUGUCCCCGGAUACGUACUGGCCCAAGUGCUGGGCUCUACCGCCGCGUCCUUCGCCCUCAAGGCCAUCUUCCACCCCUUCCACUCCGGCGGGGUGACUGUCCCCACACUGAGCACAGCUCAGGCCUUCUUCCUCGAGUUCGUCAUCACCUUCACUCUCAUGUUCGUCAUCGUCGCCGUCGCAACCGACACCCGUGCAGUGAGAGAACUGGCAGGAGUGGCUAUUGGGGCAACUGUGCUGCUCAACAUCCUCGUUGCUGGGCCGUCCACGGGGGGAUCGAUGAACCCGGUGAGGACGCUCGGGCCGGCGAUAGCGACCGGAAACUACGAGGAGAUAUGGAUAUAUAUGAUUGCACCCGUCGCAGGAGCCAUUGCCGGAGCUUACGCCUACACUGCCGUCAAACUUGGAGCAGACGAUCAGGAAGAGUCUCAGCCAUGACGACGCACUGCGGUGUAUGGAAGAGGAAUUAUUGUGGGAGAAAUAUCAUCUCAAUUAAUUAUAAUCUAUUUUGGAAUGGUUGCGGAUGCUAGCUACGUUCUAUCGCUACAUUGCACCGGUUGAAAGAGUACGCAAACUGAGUGUUUGGUUAGGAGGAAGACAAGAGGGAGAUAUGAUAUAUUUGACCAAAUAAUAAGCAAUGUAAUAUGUAAUGUUUUAAAAUUUAAAAUAUUAAUGUAU